Messenger RNA from Papilio xuthus (Asian swallowtail), 2462 nucleotides. RefSeq names its product zinc finger protein 675-like. The transcript has 2 exons. The record is from RefSeq and is a predicted model, not a curated record. Bases 78 to 1229 code for a protein of 383 amino acids. Lineage: Eukaryota; Metazoa; Arthropoda; Insecta; Lepidoptera; Papilionidae.
AACAAAAUGGCCGAGCCCUUUUGAUAUUUGUUUGGUAUCUUUUAUGGGAAGUCCAUUAUUCAUGCUUUGAUUAAAAUAUGUCUAAAAGAGAGGGAAACGAUCGAAAUGAAAAAAAAUUGGAUCCGAGCGAUUACGAAAAUUUAAUAUCUCAACAUAGUAUUUUCGAAUCGACAAGGACUAAACAUCAAGAAUUGCCUAGUUUCCCUGGAUUUUCAAACGCGGGAACACAGACAAAGUCAAGCGAUUUAAAGGCACAAUCGGUGCAGUCUGGUCUAGGAGCGUGGCAUUACAACCCAUGGUGGAUGUUAGCAGGUACGUCUCGAGGAGUUUCUUCACAAGAUGAUUUUUCAGAGACAAGUGAGCAAGCUAAAAUUAAACAAGAACCUAGCGGAGCUGGUACUCCUGAUCCAGACCAUGAUCCUCUACAAAGUGAAGUAGAACCUUAUCAAACUGCAACUCCACCAGCAGGAUUAGAUUCGUUUUGUGAUGAUUGUUCAGAUCCAUUUUGUGACUCCAGUGCAGCAAUAUGCCGUAGAUUAUUUCACUGCCCGCAUUGUCGAAAAAGCUACCCAACUAUUCUCGAAUUCAACACCCAUUUGACUGGAGUUCACCCAGCUCAAAAACCUUUUAGAUGUCAAAUUUGCUUGGAACCUUUUCAUAAGAAAUCUUAUUUAAGAAGACAUUUAGAUGCUAACCACACCCGGAAAGAUGUUAAUAAGUGUUCAGUUUGUUCAAAAUAUAUAAAAGACAAAAGCAACUUACGUAAACAUAUGCAAGUACAUACAGGACGGGUGCCACAAAAACAAUUUAAAUGUGAUCUAUGUAACAACAAACGUUACAUGUCUCUGGAUAGACUUAAUAAUCAUAAAGUGGUGUGCACUGGAGAGAAAGUUCUAAAAUAUUGUGACAUGUGUACCAAAGUAUUUGAUAAUUCAAGAUCAUUGAACAGCCAUAAAAAGGUUCAUGCAAGAGAAUUGAAGUGUGAAAACUGUGGUGAACAGCUUCGUUCAUUAGAACAAUUUACGAAUCACAAAAUGAUUUGCCAAGGGACAUCUGAAUUACCUGGUGUUAGUGGAACAUCUAGCACUGAUGUUACACCUAUGAAUCGUUGUUGCACACAACCCGGAUUAUGCGAACAUGAUAAACCCGCAUACCUCAACAUACCAGGCUAUGCUGCAGGCAGAAUACUUGAUGCAACACUAUCAUCUUUAAAAAAUGAUAUGAACUGAUGUAGUUUGGUGCACCAGUUUUUUAAAUUUAAUACAGGUUUGACUUUUCAAGUUUUUUUACAGAUUACCAAAUAGUUAAAUUAAUGACCGUAAUAAUUUUCACAAUUGAGAAUUUCACAAGACUGAUGCAAAUAUCCCGCCUCACAACUUGCUUUAUUAUUACCAUUUAAAUUAAGGUGUAGAAAGUAAGGUAAAUACAAUUAGGAUAACUUUGUAGAUGAUGGACAUUUUUAUACAUUGAAAUAAACAGUGCCCUCUCAAAAUCUAAUAAUGUUUUUUUACAAUCUAUUGAUUUGCAUUAUGUUUCACAGUAUGAAGAGAGAAGUCUUCUACUGUCUUAAUUUUUUGAAAAGACAUUAAUGGUGAGAGGUCACCUAUUUAUCAAUGAAAUGUAUAAAUAUGUUCAAAAUUAUCCACCUUUUACUUUUAUACUUAAUUUUCUAAGUUUUCUACAAAAAAUAGCUUUACUAUAUACAAUCUGAAAAAUAAUUUUGUACAUUUCUUCAUACAAAUACAGUAUAAAUUACUCUUAAUUUCAUGAUAACUACAAUAUCUUGACUGAUUUAGAGUAAUGUUUAGUGUGCAGUAUUACAUCAGACCCUAUUUUAAUUUUCUAUUUUUGAAAAAAAUAAGAGCUAUAUUUUUUUUAUAGGUUUUAGAACAUAUUUUUAGGAUCCUUAAGUCUUACAAAGUUGCGGUCUGUGGAGGUUUGUGUGUACAUGAGCAUGUUCAAUAUUCCACUGCUCUACUGUACUCUAUACUCCAAAGACUUAGAAUAGUUUCAUAUGCAUAUAGAAUGAAUUUUUAAUAUUUCUAAAUACACCUUUAUAUGUGGAACUUGUCGUUCCGUGACAUUAGAUCUUAAGGAACUGUAAAGUGCAAUGACCACUGGCAAAGCCUGACCAUGUUGAAGUUAUCAAGUUUUUUUUUUGUUGUGUAAACACAAAAUAUUUAUUCAUGAAGUGUUAUACACUAAAGUUAUUAUUUGUGAGAUUGCUUAGAGAUCCUAUUACAAUAUAUGAAUGAAACUUUUCAGUUAAUACUGUAAAAUUCAAACAGAGUUUGUUAUGUUUAAUUAAAUACCCAGAUGUCUUAUAAAAAUUAUUGUAAAAGGGUCUCGGUAUAUUUUACGAAUGUAUUUAUAGAUAUAUACAAUAUCAUAUGUAUGUUCAUGUUUAUAAUUAAUAUCAUGAGGCUAUUUAUAUAUUAGACUUUAGAGCCUAUAUAAAUUUU